AAUAGGUUGUUCUGCCAAUUCUGUUAUCGCUGAAGAAGAAAUGGUAAACUCAACCACCAUAACAAUUAACAUAAUAAUGUUCCAUAUCUUCAAAAAUGUAUCAACAUAAAAGUGGGUCAAAAACCAUAAUUAAUUGAUAUAGUAUGUAAUAUAGUAUAGGCUAUAGCAGCUAGCGCACACAUGGUUUCCAUUCUGAGAGCGUUAUUAUCAACACCGUUAUUAUUACCCAGAGCAUCUCUCUCCAGAUUCAUGGAUUCUUCUUCUUCUUCUUGUUCUUCCAACUUCCACGAAGGAGGAUCCCAGAAGCUUCGGGCUUUGGCGCAGCAGCUCCGAUUCUACAAGCCACCGCCUUUUUCGGAGGAGGUUGAGGAACAGAGCAAUGAAGAAGAGUGUGGGAGCGGUAAGGUUGUUUCCCAAGUGGGAUUUCCUGAAUCGGCCACACCAGUGGCUCAGAACCCUGAAAAGUUCAGACCAAAGAGAGCUGCUGUUUUGAUCUGCCUCUUUGAAGGGGAUGCCGGUGAUCUUAGGGUUAUACUCACUAAGCGCUCUUCUAAGCUCUCCUCUCACUCCGGUGAAGUGGCUUUGCCCGGUGGGAAAGCAGAGGAAGGGGAUAAGGAUGAUGGGGACACUGCAAAGAGAGAGGCAAAGGAGGAAAUUGGGUUGGACCCUGAACUUGUCAAUGUUGUUACUGUUCUUGAACCAUUCUUGUCUAAGCACCUCCUCAGAGUGGUUCCAGUCAUUGGCAUACUUCAUGACAAGAAAGCAUUCAAACCGGUUCUAAAUCCUGCAGAAGUGGACGCAGUAUUUGAUGCACCUCUGGAAAUGUUUCUGAAGGAUGAAAAUCGGAAUCAGGAGGAGAGGGAGUGGAUGGGAGAGAAGUAUUUGAUACAUUACUUCGACUAUGAAACUGAGCAUACAAACUACCUCAUAUGGGGUUUAACUGCUGGUAUAUUGAUUAGGGCUGCGUCAGUUGUGUACAAACGGGAACCAGCUUUCAUGGAGCAGAAUCCUAAAUUCAAAGUUCCAAAGGUUUUAACUAAGGAUACUGUAAUGCGUUGAGUUCAAUAUUUACUUUAACUUGUCAUUAAUAUUUGUUCGUCCCACAAUAAUAUUUUACACAGCUAUAAAUUUCUUGAGUCAAAGGAAGCUGUUUUAUAUUUACUGAAAGAAAGGAAAAGGGUAUGACGAAGUUGAGGGUUUCGAGACCACUUAAAAGGGCGUGGAUAUCAACGAAUCCUAGAAGCAUUUCCUGAAUAUUGUUCUUUUUCCUCAGGUACCAUGGUCAGUUUGUUUUGUCAUCUCCAGGAUUCAUGGUAGUCUUACUCAUGUGUUGUGUGUCUGAUACUCUGAUCCAGUGCCUGAUUACACCAUUGAUAAAGAAAGUAACAUUUAUGGGUCCA
This is a messenger RNA of Arachis ipaensis, 1400 nucleotides long. Its product is annotated as nudix hydrolase 15, mitochondrial. Gene Ontology annotation, biological process: coenzyme A catabolic process. The record is from RefSeq and is a predicted model, not a curated record. Gene Ontology annotation, molecular function: coenzyme A diphosphatase activity. Lineage: Eukaryota; Viridiplantae; Streptophyta; Magnoliopsida; Fabales; Fabaceae.